Molecule: messenger RNA, 1223 nt
Organism: Rhea pennata
Lineage: Eukaryota; Metazoa; Chordata; Aves; Rheiformes; Rheidae
Gene: LEF1
Product: lymphoid enhancer binding factor 1
Exons: 11
Coding region: 1-1134 (377 amino acids)
Biological process (GO): regulation of transcription by RNA polymerase II; canonical Wnt signaling pathway
Cellular component (GO): chromatin; beta-catenin-TCF complex
Molecular function (GO): RNA polymerase II cis-regulatory region sequence-specific DNA binding; DNA-binding transcription factor activity, RNA polymerase II-specific
Source: RefSeq, a predicted model, not a curated record
AUGCCUCAGCUCGGCGGGGCCGGCGGCGGCGGCGGGGCCGGCGGCGGCGGCGGCGGGGGGGACCCGGAGCUGUGCGCCACGGACGAGAUGAUCCCCUUCAAGGACGAGGGCGACCCGCAGAAGGAGAAGAUCUUCGCCGAGAUCAGCCACCCCGAGGAGGAGGGCGACCUGGCCGACAUCAAGUCCUCCCUCGUCAACGAGUCGGAGAUCGCCCCCGGCGCCGGCGGGCACGAGGUUUCCAGGCAGACCCAGGCGCAGGACUCCUACCACGAUAAAGGCAGAGAGCAUCCCGAGGAAGGAAAGCAUCCAGACGGUGGCUUAUACAGCAAGGGACCAUCGUACUCUGGUUAUUCUGGGUAUAUCAUGAUGCCAAACAUGAACACCGACCCCUACAUGCCGAACGGAUCCCUGUCGCCGCCCAUGCCCAGGACAUCGAACAAGGUGCCUGUGGUACAGCCCUCUCAUGCGGUUCACCCCCUCACCCCCCUUAUCACCUACAGCGAUGAGCACUUUUCCCCGGGGUCGCACCCGUCUCACAUCCCCUCAGACGUCAGCUCCAAACAAGGCAUGUCCAGACAUCCUCCAGCUCCUGAUAUCCCCACCUUCUAUCCCUUAUCUCCAGGGGGUGUUGGACAGAUAACACCACCUCUUGGCUGGUUUUCACAUCACAUGAUUCCUGGUCCUCCAGGCCCUCACACAACUGGAAUCCCUCACCCAGCUAUUGUAACACCUCAAGUCAAACAAGAACAUCCACACAACGACAGUGAGCUAAUGCAUGUGAAGCCUCAGCACGAACAGAGAAAAGAACAAGAGCCAAAAAGACCUCAUAUUAAGAAACCUCUGAAUGCUUUCAUGUUGUACAUGAAAGAAAUGAGAGCAAACGUUGUAGCAGAGUGUACUCUGAAAGAAAGCGCAGCUAUCAACCAGAUUCUUGGCAGAAGGUGGCAUGCUCUCUCCCGUGAAGAACAAGCAAAAUAUUAUGAACUAGCUCGUAAAGAAAGGCAGCUACACAUGCAGCUUUAUCCAGGCUGGUCUGCAAGAGACAACUACGGGAAGAAAAAGAAGAGGAAGAGAGAGAAGUUACAGGAAUCAGCAUCAGGUACAGGCCCCAGAAUGACAGCUGCCUACAUCUGAAGCAUGGUGGGAAAAGAAACACUUUCUCAACUUGCAAAGCAAAGGCGGCGACACCAGGACCCCUUCUGGAGAUGGAAGCUUGUUAAACC